AUGGUGGAAAUGGCGGGAGAUAUGAAUCUGUGUGUGCUGGUGAGGUUGCUUGUCAUACAGACUUUGAUCGGGACCAGCUUGGAGAUCAUCGAGUCGAAUGUGAUACAAGUGUGGUCGGCGCCCGGAGGCACAACCCGCUUACCAUGCGACCUGGCGGCGCCGGCGAGAGACGUCGCAAUGAUGCUGUGGUUCAAAGACGGCGACAGGAUGCCAAUAUACACAGUGGACUUCAGGAAUGGACCACCCGUUCAUUGGGCGGUUGCCGGGGAGUUUGGGGCGCGCAGUCAUUUCGUUCUCAACGAAUCUGAUCCGUCAUCAGCGCACCUUGCAGUCGAGAAGGUGGCGCGAUACGAUGAGGGCAUUUAUCGGUGCAGGAUCGACUAUGUCGAUUCACCGACCAGAAAUUAUAAGGUCAAUUUGACUGUUAUCGUUCCUCCAGAAUCACCUCGGAUAUAUGAUUCUGACGGUCAAGAGAUAACAGGUUCGUUGGCUGGACCCUUCCGUGAAGGGAUGAACUUAUUACUGUCUUGCCAAGCAGCAGGAGGGAGACCACCACCAGACGUGUCUUGGUACAGGGGCCAGGAGCGGUUAGCAAUUACAAAAGGCGGCUCCGUUUGUCAGCUUCAUCUGCAGAGGCUUUCAAGGGAAUUUGCCGGCACAAUUCUACAGUGUCGGGUCGAACCACCGCUACUGAAGGCACAGUACAGGGAUAUCACGAUCAAACUGUUUUUGAAACCACAAUUCGCCCGUGUCACGGGCAACGGAGCAACUAGGGCGGGACACGAGCGAUCUUUCGUCUGCACCACUCGAGGCUCAAAGCCGGCGCCCAACAUCGACUGGUUCAUUAACUCGCGCCGCAUCGAUUCCGCUUUGACUGAGGUGGAUGUUGAGGGCGAGGUUACGAGAAGUGUACUGACGUGGCGUGUACGUCGUGAAGACAAGGGGAGGCAGCUCGAGUGUCGCGUUUCCAAUCCAUGGUUCCCGGCCACCACUUUAGAGGACUCUGUCACUUUGGACGUGUUUUAUGCGCCUGUUGCCCAGAUAUCUCUUAUAUCUCCGAAAGAGCUCAACUUACUGCGCGAAGACGAGGAUGCAACUUUAAUGUGCUCAUCGGAAGCGUCGCCCCCGGCAAACAAUUUCACGUUUUACAAAGGCCUAGAGGACCAUCUUAUUCACGACGAUCCAGUCGGAGGCAUCUCUGUGGAAGGGAAUAAACUUAUUUUAAGAGGUCUGAGGAGGCAUCAUUCCGAGAGAUACCGGUGCAGAGCUAGAAACUCCGAAGGUAGCGGAUUAAGUGAACCGCUUACUUUGAAUGUGCUAUCUCGGCCCGAGUGCUCAGCCGGUGGUGUUGUGCAGCAGCUCGCUGGCGCACCCGGCGGUGAGGUCCGCGCGAGGUGCUCUGUAACGGCACCCUCCACUCGUGACGCCGGACCUCUAAGGUUCUACUGGACGUAUAAUAGCACGAAGGAUGUCUUACCGAUACCAGCAUCUAACAUAACCGUAAUGGGAUCAAGUAGCACUGUGGUACACGGACUGCCCAACAGUGACGAAGAAGACUUGGGCUGGCUCGCUUGCUGGGCGAGUAACGACGUGGGUAAUCAGCGAGAGCCGUGCUUAUUCAGAAUCAUGCCUGCAGCCUACCCGGAACCACCGAGCAACUGCGAGAUCGAGGAUGACCUACUGCGCUGCGACCCUGGACACGAUGGUGGCCUGCCGCAGCGGUUCAUCUUGGAGGCGCUGGAGGUACGGCACCACGAGCCGCAGCCGAGCGAGCUCGACGGCGACGCCAUGAGCGACCAGGGUAUUUCAGGGCGAGGUCUUACGGAAGCAGUUUAUCGCGCCAGUAAUGACGUCAUACCACAGUUCCCGCUUGACGCUUUAAGUCCCGGCCGCUACACGUUUUUAGUGUAUUCAGAAACCCCCCGUGGUAGAUCGCAGAGGCCAGCCGCGUUGCACAGCAUUCCGAUUCGGACAUCCGAUGAUUUAGAUAGGCCAGGAUCUCUGCAAACUAUGACGCCGGGGCCACCACCACAAUCGUCGCCUGGUGACAACAGUGUUGCGUUAUUAAUAGGAGCAGCACUCGCUCUUGUCCUCCUAACGAUAUUGACAACACUUUGCGUCGCAUUGGUCGUAAUGUGCAAAAAGAAAGGCCGGCCACGCCGUGAUCCUGAAGAGAGCACUAUACUACGUAGGAGUGUGGGAGUGUCUAUGUAUGGGGGCUCCUCCCUUAGCCAGAGUGUGAUGCCAACUGUGGUGGUGCGCGGUCACAGGGGAUCGAGGGUAUUGGCAGCCAGAUGGUCCGGUGUUUUGGACGAUACCCCGUUGGCAGUACUUGCGCUGGACACCAGGCCUCACGCUGAUGAAGUCUCCAGUCAUAGCGAGUUAGAUCAACGAGAAACGGAACUCGCAAGUAACGUGGGUGAUAUGGAGACACAGACAGACCCU
Messenger RNA from Iphiclides podalirius (scarce swallowtail), 2445 nucleotides. The record is from the annotation of a GenBank genome assembly. Lineage: Eukaryota; Metazoa; Arthropoda; Insecta; Lepidoptera; Papilionidae.